AUGAAACAAAAAUAUAAUAAACGAAAUGAAUUUUUAUCACGUGAUCCAUCAAUAUCUUAUGCACUUGAACAAAUUCUUAACAAUAUGUUUGAUCAAAAAAAACGAAGAUAUUAUCAUCGAUCACCUAUAAAAGAUUAUCCACAUAAUCAAAUAAAAGAUAAUAACGAAAAUCAUCUAUAUCGUAAAUGUUCAAAUUCAUUAUGUCAAAUGAUAGAAAAUAAUAAAAUACAAUUUGAAAAUUGUCCUCAUUGUCAUACAAUGUCAUAUUGUAGUCAAUAUUGUCGUGAAGUUCAUUGGACAUUAAAUCAUAAUUUAUCAUGUUUACCUAUGAAUUCGAAUAGAAAAACUGAAGAAUCAACAGUAUUAUGUAUGAUUGAUCGAUUCUCUGAUCAAUUAUCAUCAUCAUCAUCAGACUAUCAUAACAAUAAAACAACAUCAGUCUGUUAUAAAUCAGCAUUUGAAACAUUACCCGUACAAUUGCCACAAACAAUCAUCGAAACAACAACAGAUGAGAUUACUAAUGAUCUAUGUUAUCCAUCAUUAUCACCAAUAGAAAAAAAGAAGUCGUUAAAAACUUUCUUAGCACUUCUUCGUAUUAAUAAAAAACGAAAAUGA
Molecule: messenger RNA, 615 nt
Organism: Adineta steineri
Lineage: Eukaryota; Metazoa; Rotifera; Eurotatoria; Adinetida; Adinetidae
Source: the annotation of a GenBank genome assembly